CGGCCUCGCCGUCGACCGCCGUCGACUGCGCGCGCGCGCGGCGAGCGGAGAUACUCCUUGCAGGCGCCACAAUGUUUUGAACCAAACCUACCCAACGCGCUGGAGGUUAACUUUGGGGACUUUACCGUGUAAAGCCGACAUGUCGAAGGAGCGCAUAUACAGUGUGACAAAGGCAGACAUCAAAUGUUGUGCUAAAAACUGUACCACCAAUGAAGCUGACAGAUAUUUCUUCACUUUUCCUCCAUGUGAUGUAACAGAUGAAAAAAGUAUUGAGCGAUGUCGCUCCUGGGUCAGAAACACUGGCAAUAUUGAUCUACUGAAAUGUAAAUCUAGUGAGUUGGCUGGUAAAUUUUACUUGUGCUGUCACCAUUUUGCUGACUGGACUGCUGUCUACAACAACGAUGGCAGCCAACGAUACAUAGCCGCUGAUGCAGUGCCAACCAUUUUUGAUUCUCAGCCUCUAAGCAAGAAACAGUUGAAACCUUUUCCUGUGACCCCUCAAUCAUCAGAAGAAUCAGAUGAACGAGAUGAACCAGAUAUAAGCUUGGAUAUCCCUCUUCCUGAAAGUAUAGACUGUGUUGAGAAAGAUACAAAUGGUGAUCCGAUACCUGAGCCUGAGCCAGACCGAGCACGUGUUGCUCCCACUCUUGAUCAUCUUGAAUCAAUAAAAACUGAGACAGAUGAUACCAAUGUGAACAAUGGUGAUACAAGAAAUUCUGAAGCUCAGGUGUCAAAACAAAACAAGAGUUCUUCCGAAUCUGAAAAUUUCCAAGUGGAUUCAAGCCCGACGGUAAAAAAGAACUCAGUCAAGAAAAAGAAAUCCUCAAUAGAGAAACCAUCUUCUAGACCCUCACGGAAAGCAAAGCAGGAUGCAGUUAACAGGAUAAGCAAACAAUUCAUUCCCGCCAAAGAUUCUGAAGAUUCUAAUCCUCAAAAUUCCCCUGAAGAGGUUGACAAAAAUGCACAGAAUCUCUCUAAGUCUCCCAACGGCAUUGCCAAUACUAACUCUGAAAAUCCACCUCCCAAAAAAUUAAUUCUGUCAACCUCAUCAAUGUCACCAGAAAGAGCCUCUGCUAAAUAUAGGAUUGUCUCUAAAGAUGUAGUCUCAAAACUUGGAACUGUAGUGUCGUUGAAGCCUUCUCCCGUAGUAUCAAAUAAUUUUGAGGAGCGUAGGAAAAAUAUGACUGUACUUCAAGAGCCUGGAUCAAAAUCAAAGCAAGAUCAGCAGAUUCACUUAAUUGUUUCACCGCCACCAGUGUCUCAGGCUUAUCUUAGUACGGAGUCCAUGGGCUUAAGAUCGAUUCUUCCAAAACCUAGCAAUGUUUCAUCAUUUAUUGAUAAACCUCCCAUUACUGCUUUCAAUUUAAUAACUGUGCCAAGAAUAGAUAGAAAUUUCACUGAUUCUUUUGAUAGUGUGACACCUAUUGCAAGGUCAUCUUCUACUCAAACAGAAACAAAGAGCUCUGAACGAUUUGUUCUUAAAAUAUUAGAUUGUGACAGUAAGUUAUCUGUCUUUACAGGGCUACCUUCAUAUGAUGUGUUAGAUAAAAUAACGGAUGCUACACUUAGAAUGGUAAUACGUAACAAGACAACAAUCAGUGACAUUGAGCCAACUAUGCGGUUGUGGAUUAUGUUAACGUGUACGAAGUUCAUGCUUGGUAUUUCUACUGAAGCACUGUCUGUCAUGUAUGACCUUUCUAUAGAUGAAUGCCAAAAAGUUGUUGAAAAGACAAGCCUCUUUUUAAGGAAAACUUUGUCAUUGCCUGACUGCCAAAAAUAUGUGUUUAUGAUACCCAAUCAAGUUUUAAAUGGUAUAGCUGACUUUUCAGACUCAAUGAUAAGCUAAAGCUUCGUCUUGUUGAAAAGUUAUUCCAGGUCUAGUAUUUUUAAUUUAAUGACCUCGAAUUUUAACUUGUAUUAUCUCUCACCUCUCAAUUAUUUUGGUUUUAGAAAGCAAAUAUUGAUAGCUAGUUUUUUUUAUCUUAUUUUUCCUACAAUUUUUUUUGUUGUGUUUUCCAAUGAAGUUUUGUACCUUUUGAUAUCUCCAUUCUUCUUGGCAUUAAAUAUGUUUUGUAGUGA
Messenger RNA from Thrips palmi, 2079 nucleotides. RefSeq lists its product as uncharacterized. The record is from RefSeq and is a predicted model, not a curated record. NCBI's taxonomy places the organism in Eukaryota, Metazoa, Arthropoda, Insecta, Thysanoptera, Thripidae.